GCAAAAGGUGUGUAAUACUCACUCCGCCUACAGCCCGAGUGCACACACAGCCUUUGAGUUUCAAACUUCCGAGUCCUAGAGCUAGGAUUUUUUAUCAAAAACCUGUCGAGGUACUCGCCUGAAUGAUCCUUAAAACGUUCACGUUUGGAGGUUUCCAGUAACUCUUUGAAAGUUUGUCAGUGUAUUUGAGGCCUGGACAAACUGACAAUCCAAUGUAUCCGACAUGGCAACAGUUCCUCGCGCUUAUGGGUUUAUUCGCAGUGCCAGGUGUGCUGCGAGUCGUUGGGAUGGAGAUUUUCACAUCCAAUGAGGUGGAGGCGUUGAACGGGACAGAAGUGAGAUUGAAGUGCACCUUUAAGUCCAAACACCCAGUGUCCCACUCCUCUGUGGCUGUCUCCUGGAACUUCCGUCCCCUGAGCCAGGGAGCUGAGGAGUCGGUGUUUUACUACCAGGAGACGGCGUACCCCCCUACAGAGGGGCGGUUUAAGGGCCAUGCAGUGUGGUCAGGGGACAUCCUGAGACAGGACGCCUCCAUCAGCCUGCAUGAAGUUCCCUUCACCUUCAACGGCACAUACACCUGCCAGGUCCGCAACCUGCCCGACGUCCACGGCAUCAAUGGAGAGGUCAUCCUCAGGGUUGUCCACAAAGUCUCCAUCUCUGAUAUAGGCAUCCUGGCUGCAGCCAUCGGGGGAACCAUCGCAAUAGUCCUGGUGCUUCUGGGUCUCUUCAUGGUGUUCAAGUACUACAACCGCCAUGCCAACACAGACAUGGAGCUGCAGGGGAGGAAACUGCAGGAAACCAGAGAGCUGCAGGAGAGAGAGCUACAGGUCAGGGUCCUACAGGAGAGAGAGUUGCAGGCCAACAUCCUACAGGAGAAAAAGCUGAAGGCCAGUGAGAAGGAGCGUAAGGACCCUACAGUGUGGUGAUGGGUCAGGGGCGUGUCUCCCUCCCUACCUCUGCUGACUGGUGUGGGGAGGUGUUCUGUCUGGACGGACUGGUCUCUGACUGGAGGGGCUUGCCAGUCCAGGACCACUAUUUGGGAGGGACUAAUGCAUUUUUUGGGUCGGUGUCCUUCUUUCUUCUACCCUCUACUCAUCCCUCCCUCAAUAUGAGUAUUAUGGAUCUCUGUACAUUCCACUCAUUAUAAUGUCAUGUACUGUUUUAUGCACUUCAUGUUUUUUUACAGACAACUAUCUGAUUGGGUUAACUGUGCUUGUGCCAUCCCAGGAUAUACAGUAUUUUCUUUCAAAUGUAAAACCCCCCCAAAAACAUCACUCAUCAGAAUGCUAAAAAAAUACAAAAAAGUACUAAGGAAUCCCCAUAGCGGAUGCUAGGUAAAUGCUAACGAACGCUUGCAAACAUUUUACUAUUAACAACCCAGCUCCUAAAAUUAUGCAAGUAUCUCGAAACGCAGAAUGUACAAAAUAAAUAUUAGACAGCAGGGAUCUUAUUUUUCCGGACGGGAUCGUGUCUGCUGCUGUUACCAAGAAGCUUGAUCUUGCAAGCUAAGGUUAGCCACUUAGCUGGCAUUAGUAAAGUAGCAGAACCCAGCUGGAGAUAAUUUAUUUGGUACAUCUUAGAUAGUUAACUUAAUAGUUAUAAGAUGCAUAGCUGGCAAACAGCUGUAACUUGAUCACCUCACUUAAGUUGUGCUGUAGGGGUGACUCACCUCAUGAAUCUCCCAUUUUGCUCAUUGUCUAUCUUUGUAAACAAACACACUUGACUUGCUCAAACAGCUGUUUUGGGAACUAGUACUGGUAAGCUUCAUAAUGGUUAACACGGUCUGCUUUAUCUAUUACCUAGUGCACAAGUUGACUGCAGGUAUUUAUUUAAAAAGUACUAAUAUUCAAAUUUAUAAAAACAAAAAACAUUAUUGACAGUAUUGGAAAAUCAUACUGAUGUUGUUUCGAAAUACCCCGGGAUACGGUAUAUACGGCGUACCGCCAAAUCCUACUAUGUGAUUGUAUUUUGACUAUGUAGUAUGAUGAUUACUCUUAUUAGAAAUGGCUGAAAUGACACCAGCAGCAGUCUCUUGGUGUGGUGGCAUCUGUUUCAUUACAUUUGGUUUGGUAGCCAUUUGUUCUAAAUUCAUUUACAGAAUUAUUUUAACACUUGAAUAAUUAACAUUUUAACUGAGCUAAUGGCCCAUACAUUUACAUGAUUCCCAAAUGAAUGUAUGUGUAUCUGGUAGCAGAUUUGUGAGUGUGUUCUAUGGUUAUGAUUAAGGUCCCGUUGUGAAUUUAGUCAGUGAAACCCUUUUUUAUUUUUUUAAACCUGUGGUAUCUGGGGUAGGCUACAGUAAGGGCUAGUGCUGGUGGAAGCCCUGUAUCUAGGGGUGGCUAAGGGCUAAGCUCAAGGUAAGGGAAAGGGCAAUAGGGCUGGUGGAAGCCUCCCUGGGCCAGGAGCUUUCAGUGACUAACACACUCCUGCUUCCUGCAACAAUGACAGCAUAAAUGACUGCCUAUUACUGCUGGACAUAAAACUUAACUGUCAUACACCUUUGAAUGCAGAAGAAGAACCCCACAAUUCCAAGAAGCCUGUUUUCCAUGUGUUAUGUAGUUUUUGUGAUCUGAUGUGCCCAACGUGUCCAUUGAAGGAAGCCGUUCCAUCUGUCUCUUUCUGGGUCCAUGCUGAGGAUCAUGGGUGUUGUGGUCUCAAAGGUUUCCCCCUCUUUCUUACUCUGCCUAUGGAAAUCUGGUACAUCAAUGCAGGGCCCUCGCUGAUGUCCAAAUCAAUACACUAUCAUGUGUGUGUAGAGGAUGACUAAGACAGGUACAGAUAGGGCUGGAAAAGCCGCCGGCAAAGAGGGUGGAAUGUUAGCAGUAAAGCUUUUAUUGGCCACAAUUAGACUAAAUAUCAAUAUUGGCAGGAUCAAUGAGUGUAUAGUACUCAAUCCUUUUAUUUUCCUCAUAAUGACGUAGCUAUUCAUUUUGGUGGUUAAAUCGAUCAUGCGUCUUUACCUACUGAUGAGACUGGAAGAGCUAUGUGAUUCUGAAUGACACUGGAGGUCAAGGCUGUAUUAUGUUUGAAUCUUCCUCAUCUGAUGCACAUAGACAUGGAUUGUGACUGUGAUGGCCAUGUUGUAUCCCACUAUGCUGAGAGAGAGAGAAGGUACACUCAUAACAGUGUUUGAGAGAUGGUCAUAUGGUCCUACCCGGUGGAGCCUGCCGCUCACUCCUACAGUACACAAGUAUGGCUUUCAGUUUAGGAGAAACAUGAAGAUGUCACUGGCCCAAACAUGAAGACAUCACCAGUCCAUUCUAGCCAGAGACAAGGUGCUGGUUCAGGUCUCCUGCCUUUUGGCUCUUCAGUUAUCUGAUGUCUGUCCCAUCUGAUCAAAUCCUGCCUCCAACCAGCCCCAUAACCCCCUAUGGUGUUGACUGGAAACUAAGUUCUCCUGAUCAAAUCAAAUAUUAUUUUUCACAUGUUUAGUAAACAACAGGUGUAGACUAACAGUGAAAUGCUUACUUAUGGGUCCUUCCCAACAAUGCAGAGAGAAAAAUAAUAGAAAGGUAACACGAGGAAUAAAUAAACAAUUAGUAAUGAUAACUUGGCUAUGUAGACGGGGUACUAGUACAGAGUCGAUGUUCAGGGGUACGAGGUAGAUGCUGUAUGUACAUAUGGAUAGGGGUAAAGUAACGACUGUGUUGGUUUGUGUGGACCAUGUUAAUUCCUUAGUGAUGUUGACAACGAGAAACUUGAAGCUCUCGACCCGCUCCACUACAGCCCCAUCAAUGUGGAUAGGGGCGUGCUCGUGCUUCGUUUCCUGUAGUCCACGAUCAGCUCCUUUUGUCUUGCUGAUGUUGAGGGAAAGGUUGUUGUCCUGGCACCACACUGCUAGGUCACUGACCUCCUUCCUAUAGGCUGUCUCAUCAUAAUUGGUGAUCAGGCCUAUAGACGUAUAUCAUACAUGUACUUGUAAAUACAUUUUAUCACACAUCUUAUAAGGUAGAGAUUUAUUUUAUUUACUCUUUCAAUAAUGGAUGUUUUUAAUUUUAUUAUUUGCACCAAAUAUAAACGCAACAUGCAACAAUUUCAUAGGUUUUAUGGAGUUACAGUUCAUAUGAGGAAAUUGGUCAAAUGAAAUAAAUUAAUUUGGACCUAAUCUAUGGAUUUCACAUGACUGGGAAUACAGAUAUGCAUUUGUUGGUCACAAAAAAUGGGCCUCACAUUGGGCCUCAGGAUCUCGUCACGGUAUUUUUGUGAAUUCUAAUUGCCAUAGAUAAAAUGCAAUUAGGUUCGUUGUCCGUAGCUUAUGCCUGCCCAUUCCACAACCCCACCGCCACCAUGGGGCGCUCUGUUCAGAAAACCGCUUGCCCACACGACACCAUACACACCAUCUGCGUUUGUGAGGCCAGUUGGACGUACUGCCAAAUUCUCUAAAAUGACGUUGGAGGCGGCUUAUAGUAAGGAAAUUAACAUUAAAUUCUCUGGCAACGGCUCUGUUGGACAUUCCUGCAGUCAGCAUGCCAAUUGCACACUCCCUCAAAACAUGAGAUAUCUGUAGCAUUGUGUUGUGUGACAAAACUGCCCAAUUUUAGAGUGGCCUUUUAUUGUCCCCAGCACAAGGUGCACCUGUGUAAUAAUCAUGCUGUUUAAUCAGCUUCUUGAUAUGCAACACCUGUCAGGUGGAUGGAUUAUCUUGGCAAUGGAGAAAUGCUCACAAACAGGAAUGUGAACACAUUUGCUCACAAAAUUUGAGAGAAAUAAGCCUUUUGUGUGUAUGGAAAAGUUCGGGAUCUUUUAUUUCAGCUCAUGAAACAUAGGACCAACACUUCACAUGUGCUUUAUAUUUAUUGUUCAGUGUAUAUAUACAUUGUAAAUCAGACUUGCCUGUAAGACUAUGAAGUACAAUAAAGCACAGGCUUAACUGAA
Molecule: messenger RNA, 4875 nt
Organism: Salvelinus fontinalis (brook trout)
Lineage: Eukaryota; Metazoa; Chordata; Actinopteri; Salmoniformes; Salmonidae
Product: myelin protein zero-like protein 2
Exons: 4
Coding region: 213-926 (237 amino acids)
Biological process (GO): cell-cell adhesion
Cellular component (GO): membrane
Source: RefSeq, a predicted model, not a curated record